Messenger RNA from Fonsecaea erecta, 2097 nucleotides. RefSeq lists its product as hypothetical. The transcript has 2 exons. NCBI's taxonomy places the organism in Eukaryota, Fungi, Ascomycota, Eurotiomycetes, Chaetothyriales, Herpotrichiellaceae. The record is from RefSeq and is a predicted model, not a curated record. Gene Ontology annotation, molecular function: zinc ion binding; DNA-binding transcription factor activity, RNA polymerase II-specific. The coding region runs from base 1 to 2097 and encodes 698 amino acids. Gene Ontology annotation, biological process: regulation of DNA-templated transcription.
AUGGAGACGAUACUCGAGAAGACAAAAGGGGCCUCCUCCCCCCCAAAGAGGAGAUCUCGCAAGAGCACGCCCAAGAAAAGAGCUCGACGAGUAAAGUGUGACGAGGAGAAGCCCGAGUGUCGGCGGUGUCUGCACACCGGGCGAACAUGCGAAGGCUAUCUCGAUCUCGGUCCCGAUCCCGGUUCAAGGUUGGACUCAGCAGUUCGGCGCCAGCAGCAGCAGCAUCUGCCGCUGGAGCCGGCUUCGAUCUCGACAUACAGCAUCCCCUUCAAAGUCCCCGGCAGCCAGGCCGACCGCCAGCUGCUCCACUACUUCUGCUGCCAGGCCGCGUGGGACCUGUCCCGCUGCGCGGAUCCGGCGCUGUGGACGCAGCUGGUCCUGCAGCGCGCGAGCCAGCAGUCCGUUGUCCGCAACGCGUUGGUCGCGCUUAGUGCGCUUCACAAGGACUACCUGUGUGGGGAAGUAGUGGGAAUUGACCACUACCAUAGUGAGUCGAUGACCGUGACAGAUACGCCAGAUGCAGACGACAACACCCCACCGCGAGUAAUGCUGAGCCGCAAUCACAGGACUGUGGGCAUGAUCACCAGAUGCCACCGGCAGCUGAGGAAGUAUCUGUCGCGCGUGGAUGCGUCUCCGGCCGUGGCGCUCGUCUGCAGCGUCAUCUUCUACGCCUUCGAGUCCCUGCUGGGCGAAUCGCAGCAGGCGAUCUGGCACCUGGACCAGGGCUUGCAUCUGCUGGAAAGGUGUCAGCGCGACGGAUCGUUCGACCCCCACGACCCCUUGGUUCCACACCUCACCACCCUGCUGCACCAAUUGGAUCUCCAGGCCAGCUGUUUCGACGACCGCCGUGCGCCCGUCCUGCACCUGGCUACCGACGAUGAGAGGACUGGCGUCGUCGACAUCGUCCCUAAGACCUUCCUCGACCUGACCCACGCCGAAGCCGUGCUGGCUAAACUCCAGAACUGCACCCUGCACCACCUGGUCGACUAUGUCCACUUCCGAGGAGCGAAGAUGGAGCAUCUCCCCUCGCAGUCCUUUGUCGAGAGACUGGUGCUUGUGGCACAGCUACACAAGUACGAGGCCACGCUACGCAACUUCAGCUCGCGCGAGGACUUGACUAUUUCCAACAGUUCGGCGCAUACGCAGCGAGAGGACCACCGCCAACAACGCACGCAACGGAUCAUGCGUCUGCGCGUCAACCUGUACAUGUUCUUGUAUCUGGUCAAGGAGCACAUCCCAUUCCCAAUGACGACGGCGUACGAGAUGGCACGACAGCUGGCUGCAGCAGCGGACUCGCUCUCAGGGUAUCCUCGACGAGCAUUUACUUCGGGAACUGCGACGCCGAUCAGCGACGCCGAGGAGGACCUGGAAAGCGCGCUCUCAUGCAUCACCGCGCUCCUGUCCCAUGCGGCGGCGGCAACAACAACGACGGAGAAGUCACCCACGUCCACGUCCACGUCCCGAUUCUCACCUCCACCUCCGUCCACCACCGCCUCGUCUGGCACGCAACCUACCGGGACCACCUACACGCUCUCGACCCAGCUCGUCGCGUCGGUGUAUUUCCUGUGCCUGAAGCAGACGGACCCGCGCACGCUCGCCCGCGGCGUGGCGCUGUUCGCACACCCACAGCUCCGCCACGCCCGCGACGGCCUGUGGGACACACGCACGGCGUCCUUCCUGGUCGAGAACCUGGUCAAGGUGCGCCAGCACGGCACCGUCACCGAGGGCCGCAGCGGCAGCGACAUCCUGGUGCAUGUUACCUCCUCCUCCUCCUCCUCCUCCUCCGGGUACCACGGCCGCGGUCACGACGCAGGGGUCGACCUCGCCAAGCUGCAGUGCAUCUUCCGCAUCAGCGCGAGGCAGGGCCUGCCGAUGAUGCAGUCCAAGAGGUUCACCAUGCUGUUGUCGCGCAGAGGUGGUGAUGAGACGGCGCCGGUGCUGGCCAGCAAUGCACACUCGACCUCAACCUCGACCUUGACAAGGGUGGAGGAGGAUACGGCGGCACAGCAGCAGGGCAAAAGUGCUGCUGGCGGGUUCAAUGCCGCUGCCGUGCACGAAGGCAGAGGAGGAUAUAGCCACUUUGCCGCGCCACCUUGA